Messenger RNA from Daphnia carinata, 821 nucleotides. RefSeq lists its product as uncharacterized. Lineage: Eukaryota; Metazoa; Arthropoda; Branchiopoda; Diplostraca; Daphniidae. The record is from RefSeq and is a predicted model, not a curated record. Gene Ontology annotation, cellular component: Golgi membrane. Gene Ontology annotation, biological process: vesicle-mediated transport; protein secretion. Bases 13 to 693 code for a protein of 226 amino acids. The transcript has 6 exons.
AAGUGGCAAAAGAUGCAACCACUUGAUGUCAACGUCAGCAACAUGGCUUCGUCUGCUGCUAAUGCGCCGUUAAUCGAUGAUGACACACCUGGAUUUGGCGAAGAAGAGAAUCCUAAACAAUUCCGGCACCCAUAUGUAGUACUUUUCCACCUUGGUUUCCGUGCAGCGGCGAUUUUGGUUUACCUUUUCUGUGGCUGGUUCUCUGAUGGGUUUGUUACGAGUUUUGUUUUUACUGUUAUUUUGCUCUCUCUGGACUUUUGGACUGUGAAAAAUAUUACAGGAAGAAUAUUGGUUGGCCUUCGGUGGUGGAGUUAUGUUGACACUGAAGGCAAAAGCCACUGGGUUUACGAAGCACGAAAGGAAGGUGAUGUCAGAAAAGUGCAUGCAGCAGAAUCUAGAGUAUUUUGGAUGGGACUGAUUAUUUUCCCUGUGGCGUGGGUCAUCCUCUUCAUCCUUGCUCUGUUUAGAUUUAGCUUUCGGUGGCUUGUUCUAGAUUGCAUUGCUCUAUCUCUUAAUGGAGCUAAUGUGUACGGAUAUCUUCGAUGCAAGCUAGGUAAGGGUUCCAACCUUACUGGAGCCGUUUCCAGCUACGCAAACGGGUUAUUCCGUCAGCAAGUCAUGGAAAAGGCCGUUAGUAUGUUGACACGGCAAGCGCAAACUACAAACGUGAACUCUGCAACCAAUGUAAUUUAGCUGACGAUAGAAAUAUUAAUGCCGUUUUCUUUUCGCAGCCACCAAUAUUCCAACUUUCAGUUUAUUUCAUUCUCAUAUAAAUUCUGUUGAAGUUAAGUUCAAUACAUUUUCUUGUAUAUGUGGAUAAA